Moesziomyces aphidis is the source of this 1494-nucleotide messenger RNA. The record is from the annotation of a GenBank genome assembly. Lineage: Eukaryota; Fungi; Basidiomycota; Ustilaginomycetes; Ustilaginales; Ustilaginaceae.
AUGACCAUUCAGCCUGCUGAGGGAGCUCCUGUUGGCGGUAUCCGUCGCAUUGUUACCGGACACGAUGCCAAAGGUGUCUCGAUCAUCGACAAGGACGACGAGAUUGAGCGUCUGGACUGCACCCCGGAACACGCCCACUUUGCACCGGGGGAUGGAGCCAAGAAGCCGAUUUUCUCGGGCAGGUCGCACAACGACAACGGUUCCGUGGUGAGGUUUGUCGACAUCCCACCCGGAUGCUGCAGCCCCAUGCACCGCACCCAGACGCUGGAUUACGGCAUUGUGAUCUUUGGCGAGGUGGAGCUGGAGCUCGAUUCGGGCGAGAAGAGGACGCUGCGACAGAGCGAUACGUGUGUCCAGAGGGGCACCAACCAUCUGUGGAGAAACAACACGGACCAGUGGACCAGGAUCGCUUUCAUUCUGCUCUCGUCCAAGCAGAUCGUCAUCGAUGGAAAGCAGCUUAGCGAUCACGGCUUCCCCGCUGAUCCCACCCAAGUCUUCCCCCAACUGCUGCAGAGUCGGCUGUUCUCCACGAUGAACACGACAAGAAAGGGCAUCCACCGCGCGCCGAUCGGCUUCGGACCGGCGCCUUCGCCGCGCCAGGCACCCGACGGGAGCCGAUUCGACUGGUCGCAAGCUCGCACCACCACCGUCGUUGUCGAGGUGGAGCGCGAGUGCGUCGAAGCACUGCUUCCUCCCGGCUACACGGUCUCGGACAGCGUCGCGCACCCAACGGUGCUGUUCGAAGUCAUGGAGCUUCGCAAUCUGCCCUGGCUCGCGGGGCGCGGGUACAACACGCUCGGCGUCUACCUCAACGAUAUCGUGUGCAAUCGCGUACAGCCUGCGAUUACGGCGUCGUACAUGGCGGUGCUGUUCGAAAACUUUACCGAUCCCAUCACUACCGGCCGCGAAGAACUCGGCUUUCCCAAGGUCUACGCCGAAAUCUCCAACGCCAUCGUCUCCCAGAAGGAAGGGGUGGAAAGCAGAGUGCAUACGCUGUCCUGGGGCGGGUUUGAGUUUCUCCGCCUCGAGUUGGCCCUCACUGCGUAUGCGGUGCAGAACAGUCCGGCGAUGAUGCCGGAUGCUAGGAGGUAUACGCAUCCGACCAAGGAUGGGAUUCUUCACCAGCGCUACGUUCCGGCAGUGGGAGAGCUCGGAAAGAGCGAUGCGGACUACGCCACUUUCUGUCCUCCCCCUCCCCCAUCUGGCCCACCCAAGGUGCUGGAAUUCAAAGCUCCGCCCGUGAGCUGUGGCGGCGAUGAAGUGUGCCCAGCGGUGGUCCAGGUGCAACCGGAUCAAAAAGCCGAGGGAACACACGAGUUCUGCGAGGGCGCAGUCAAGCUCAGCGUGAAGCGUGGAUCAUUCGACCAGCUCCCGACGCUGUACAAUGUGGUGGAUGCGUUGGCGGGUCUCAAGGUGCGUGCGUGCAGAGAGGUGGCAAUGCACACCUUCCAGGGCGCAAGUGAUCUCGCCGCAAACCACCGCGUUGAAAAGUGA